Capsella rubella is the source of this 979-nucleotide messenger RNA. RefSeq names its product pyridoxal phosphate homeostasis protein. The transcript is spliced from 7 exons. Gene Ontology annotation, cellular component: intracellular anatomical structure. The coding region runs from base 69 to 803 and encodes 244 amino acids. Gene Ontology annotation, molecular function: pyridoxal phosphate binding. The record is from RefSeq and is a predicted model, not a curated record. Lineage: Eukaryota; Viridiplantae; Streptophyta; Magnoliopsida; Brassicales; Brassicaceae.
GUGAUCAACGGCAAAAAAAAUUAAAUAAAUUCCCGGAAAAGGCGAAAUUGCCCAGGCGAGUGUGUGCGAUGGCAGCUCAUGCGGUGGAGGCAACCGCCGCAACUGCUCUCCGGUCUGUCAUUCUGAGGGCUCGAAAGGCGGCGGAGCAAGUAGGAAGAGAUCCGGAGCGGGUCAGGGUCCUUGCUGUCUCCAAGACUAAACCCGUCUCACUUAUCCGCCAAAUCUACGACGCCGGCCACCGCUGCUUCGGCGAGAAUUACGUCCAGGAAAUCAUCGAUAAAGCUCCACAGCUUCCCGGAGAUAUAGAGUGGCAUUUCGUUGGGCAUUUACAGAGCAACAAAGCCAAAACGCUAUUGACUGGAGUCCCUAACUUGGCAAUGGUUCAUGGUGUAGAUGGCGAAAAGGUAGCAAAUCAUCUAGAUCGAGCUGUUUCAAACCUUGGGAGACAUCCACUAAAGGUUUUGGUUCAAGUGAACACAAGCGGAGAAGUGUCUAAAUCUGGAAUCGAACCUUCCAGUGUUGUAGAGCUAGCAAGACAUGUGAAACUACACUGUCCAAACCUGGUAUUCUCCGGAUUAAUGACUAUUGGGAUGCCUGACUAUACGUCUACUCCUGAGAACUUCAGGACACUUUCAAAUUGUAAAGCUGAUGUGUGCAAGGCACUAGGAAUGGCUGAGGAUCAGUUUGAACUGUCCAUGGGCAUGUCGGGUGACUUCGAGCAAGCGAUUGAAAUGGGAAGCACCAAUGUGAGGAUUGGUUCCACCAUAUUCGGACCAAGAGAGUACCCCAAAAAAACAACGUAGCUACUAUCACUCAAAACACUUCUUGUAAGAUUAUGUAUAAUGUUAUAGUUGUCGACCACUAGAAGUAUAUGUAUUCUUUUUGUGAUAAGCUAUUGAAUGUGUAUUCACAAUAUACUACUACAUUACAGAAAUCAACACAUUUGGUCGUUAAGAGUUAAAGAGCUUUCCGUGUUAAA